Molecule: messenger RNA, 592 nt
Organism: Mercenaria mercenaria
Lineage: Eukaryota; Metazoa; Mollusca; Bivalvia; Venerida; Veneridae
Product: kielin/chordin-like protein
Exons: 2
Coding region: 190-576 (128 amino acids)
Molecular function (GO): peptidase inhibitor activity
Source: RefSeq, a predicted model, not a curated record
ACAUUACAAAAAACACACACAUUAAAGAACAGCCACAAUAUAAAUAACUCAAUUUUCAAAUCCAUGCUUUAUUCUUAUAGCUUGUAAGAACGUCAAGAAGAAUUAUUUAUAAAAUUGUUGUUAAAGGUUCAGAUAAGAACUAGAAGAAAUCAUAAAAAGGAGUUCUCUUCUGUUUCAACAACAACAACUAUGGUGUCUCUCGCGCACAUAUUACUUUUGAGUGGAUGUACCAUAGUUAUAAAUGGACAAUAUGAAGGCCGUCCAAGAUUACCAAAUAAAUGUGCUGCUGUAUUUUGCGGAGCGACAGACUGUUUAAAUCCAACCACGCCUCCUGGGGAAUGUUUUGCGGUCUGUCCCCCAACACUGCCACCACAUUGUGCUGCUGUGUUCUGUUUACGACCAGACUGUUUGAACCCAACAACGCCUCCAGGUGGAUGUUGUCCAGUCUGCCCAGGAAAGACGUGUUUUUAUAAAGGCGUCAGGAGAGAGGACGGUGAAACAUUUAAAGACGAUUGUAACACAUGUACAUGUAACAAUGGUAACGUGCGCUGUACAAAAAGAGGUUGUCGUAAGUAACAAUUUCUUUUAUAAA